Messenger RNA from Nothoprocta perdicaria, 2020 nucleotides. RefSeq names its product BPI fold-containing family B member 4-like. The transcript has 18 exons. NCBI's taxonomy places the organism in Eukaryota, Metazoa, Chordata, Aves, Tinamiformes, Tinamidae. The record is from RefSeq and is a predicted model, not a curated record. Gene Ontology annotation, molecular function: lipid binding. Bases 1 to 1713 code for a protein of 570 amino acids.
AUGGAGUGGUCGCUGCGGCCGUUCCCAGGCGUCCUGGCAAGCAGCAGCUCGGGCUGGCGCCUCGCGCUCGCCCUCGUCUUCCUCCUCGUGCUCUCCGCRCGGCCCGUCCUCGGCAUCGCCUCCCCGGCGGUGCAGGUAGCUGCGAGUCUGGCUGAUUCGUGGCUGAUCCAGUCUGCAAAUCUGCUUUUGGAGCCGCUGGUCUGGGUGGCACUGGAGGACCAAGCCCUGCACYGGGUCCUUGUCCUCGUCCCCAGCUCUGACCAGGUUGUGUGGCCACCACCGCGGAUGGACGAGCUGUGGGACCUGGGGCAAAAAAGGAGGGUCCGUGUGCAGACGAAGAUGUUCCGGCUUUGGGGGAUCCUCCUCUUCUGCGGCCUCCUGGCGCCCUCGCAGGGGGUGCCCGGCCUGUCCUGCGCGGUCAGCCCCCGAGCGGUGCAGAACGUUCUCUCGGGCGCCAUCCUCCGCAACGGGCUCCUGCAGCAGCACCUGCAGCACCUGGUGCUCUCCGACAUCGUGGGCGACGGGGGGCUGUUCAACCUGCACAUCAGCAUCACGGGCCUGCGCCUCGUCAAGGCUCGCUUCCUGGACCUCUCCGUGAUGCUGCGGCCCGGCAUCGGCGUGCAGGUGUCCAUCAUCAUGAAGCUGGACCUCCGAGGCAACUGCUUGAUGGGUCUUCUCUCRGAAGUAAUUGAUAUCGUAGCAGAGGUGUCCGUUGGUAUGAACAUUAAGUGCACAAAUUACGAAUCGGGAACGGUGCAGGUUGUUGUUGAAGACUGUCUCUGUAUUUUUGGUGACCUGAAGCUGAAUCUCCUUUCUGGCUUGGUGUCCCUCUCGCUAAGUGACUUGGUGCACACCCAGCUCACCGGGACCCUGCCGGCUUUGCUCUGCUCCGUGAUGAACGUCGUGGUGAACAUCGUGGGCCUGCAGGUGCUCAGCACGCUCAACGAGGUGAUCCAGGUUGGCACAGAAGGAGCCAUUCAGUAUCAACUGGCCAGCACUCCAUUUACAACUGACUCCUUCCUGGGGCUGGAUUUAGAGGCCGUGGUGCAGCAGGCGGGCGGCGGCGUCAUCCCCUACGACUCGUCCCCCUUGGCCCUGCCGCCGCUGCCGCACAACAAGCUGCUCGUCAUAGCAGUCUACCAGGGCUUCCUCGACGCCGCGCUGGGCCUCCUCCUCCGCAGGCAGGUGCAGACGUUCGCCUGCACGCCCGAAACCUUCUCCGGUGCCAAGCAGCUGAGAGAAGCUGUCACCAAGCUCUUCCCUGCCGGGUGCUCCGGCUGCUCCCGCACCGCUCCGCUGAGCGUCAAGAUCUCCCUGUCCGGCAGCCCGCGCUGCUCCCUGGAGGUGAACAAGGCCACGCUGCACCUCUCCGCCAGUGUGCAGCUGCUCUCGCUGCGCUCCGACGGCUCCGUCCUCAGCCUGCUGCUCCUCCGGGCGGACCUGGCUCUGCGCGUCCGCCUCUCCAUCGCGGGCGGGAGGCUGAUGCUGGCCGUGUCCCUGGGCAGCUUGGGCAUCUCCUUGGACUCCUCUGAUGUUGGCAUCACUAACGUCUCGAGCCUCAAGCCGCACUUCAGGAACCUUCUGAUAGAGAAGUUCACACCGUUUUGCAAUGAUAUCCUCAGCCCCGGGAUCCCGCUGCCGAACAUGAUGGGCAUUCCGCUGCUCAACGCGGACGUUCAGGUCCUYGCGAACAUGCUGACAAUUUCUUUAUGAACCGGGGAGCCCAUAAGACGUGGAGAGCUCGUCUGAUUGCACCACUCAGCAGGAAGAAAGGAAGAGAGACCAGCAAAGAUGAAGCAUCAGGACUGGCGUUAUCUUCUUUCCUUUUCUAAGCUUGAUUCAAGACUCUUGGUGAYAUUUUAAGGCACUUUAAAUCUAACUGGCUCACGUGAGUACUAAGAUACUUGCAUAAGCCAAAAACGGAUGGGCAGCUCGAUGUACAAAUAUUUAAUGUGGUGAAUUGGCAUCAUUUAGAGGGCACAGUUACAGCAAUUGUAUGUGGCGUUGCAGCUGAACGGUU